Messenger RNA from Vicia faba (fava bean), 777 nucleotides. The record is from the annotation of a GenBank genome assembly. Lineage: Eukaryota; Viridiplantae; Streptophyta; Magnoliopsida; Fabales; Fabaceae.
AUGGAAAUGGAUAACAGUCCCACGAAACUGGAUUACCAUGAUGACAUGUGGAACCUCCAAUCUACUGCCACACUUGUUUCUCACUUGAAGGGAGAUAAUGGGAGGCAUGUUUUGAUAUUGGAUCGGACUAUUUUCUAUCCGCAAGGUGGUGGUCAACCGGCGGACACUGGAUUUAUACGCAUUCAUGGCUUAGAUGUCAAGUUUUUGGUUCAUGAUGUUCGAUCAAAAGAUGGAAUUGUUUUACACUAUGGUUUUUUUGAGGGUUUUGGAGAGGAGUUUGAAACCAUGCCCGAGAAAGGGAAGGAGGUUUCUCUAUUUGUUGACGAGAAUAGAAGAAAAUUGAAUUCUAGGUUGCAUUCAGCAGGACAUUUGCUUGAUAUUUGUUUGCCAAAAAUUGGAUUAGGUCAUUUAGAGCCUGGAAAAGCUUACCAUUUUUCUGAUGGGCCUUGGGUUGAAUAUAAAGGUGUAAUUCCACAAAAUGAAAUGCAGAAUAAGCAAAAGGAGCUAGAGCUAGAAGCUAAUGCUUUAAUUUCCAUGGGUGGGAAAGUUUUCGUUGAUAUAUUACCAUAUGAUGAAGCUGCUACGCUUUGUGGUGGUAUUCUUCCUAAUUAUGUUUCUAAGGAAAGCACACCUCGCAUUGUGCGUAUAGGGGAUAAUCCGGGCUGUCCCUGCGGUGGUACCCAUGUUUUAGAUCUUUCAGACAUUACAAAAAUUAAGGUUUCUCAAAUUCGGUCGAGGAAGGGAUUGACAAAAAUAUAUUACAAUAUUGAAUCUUAG